AUGGAUCUCGGUGAUGAUUCUCCCUGGGGUGAUGUGCCCUCGCAAUCGGCACAAGACGCCGCAAAGCAGGACAAGGACGAGUCCAGCACGCUUUCGCCUGCACCGAACAGUGCAGCUGCCAGCUCCGCGCCCAGCGCUUCGGCGGCACCGCGCUCGCCCGCCGGCCGUGGCCCUCGCCGACGACAGUACGGGACCCAGUCGACGAAGCUCGAAGCCGUAGACGACCCGCUUGGCCCGCUGGGAGCUGCCACUCCACCCGCCGCCUCGGACCCUCCAGCGCCGCCGCAGAAGGAGAAUGUUGCAUUGCGGAACAAUCGCCCGGCCACUGGCACCUCGACUUCCUCGUCUCUGCGCGGUAUGAUGGACUCGGUCGACCUUAACGACGACGAUGACGACGAGCGCCUGCGGUCGCAAGGCCCCAGAGUGCCCCCACCCGUUCAGGCACCGGCGCACGCAGCACCGCAGCGCCAGGCACAGCCGAGCGUGAGCAUCGAACAGGCAGCGAAGCCGACUUUCUCCAUCUACGUGGGCGAUCCGCACAAGGUGGGCGACCUGACCAGCUCGCACACGGAAUACUCGGUCACGACCAAGACCACCUCGAAAGGCUACCGCAACCCCGAAUUUACCGUCUCACGCCGAUACCGCGACUUCCUCUGGCUGUACACCCAGCUGCACAACAACAGCCCUGGCAUCAUCAUCCCACCUCCUCCAGAGAAGCAGUCUCUUGGUCGCUUCGAGGCCGAUUUUGUCGAGUCGAGACGAGCCGCGCUGGAGCGUAUGCUGAACAAGAUUGCUGCUCAUCCCAUAUUGCAACACGAUGGUGAUCUGAAGCUCUUCCUCGAAAGCGACGCCUUCAACGUGGACAUCAAGAACAAGGAGCGCAAAGACGUUGGUCUGGGCGAGAGCAAGGGAAUGUUCGGCGGCAUGCUUUCUGGCAACAGUGGCAAAUUCAUCGAGCACGAUGAUUGGUUCCACGAUCGCAAGGUCUACCUCGACGCUCUGGAGAAUCAGCUCAAAGCGCUCCUCAAGGCUACUGACACAGUGGUCAUGCAACGCAAGGGCCUUGCGGAAGCAUGCGGCGACUUCUCUGCUUCACUACACUCGCUCUCAGCCGUCGAGCUUUCGCCCUCCCUCUCAGGUCCCCUUGACAGCCUCUCCGACAUCCAGAUUCGAAUUCGCGAGCUGUAUGAGCGGCAGGCACAGCAAGACGUCCUCACAAUGGGUAUCGUAAUCGACGAGUACAUCCGGCUCAUUGGCUCCGUCAAGACAGCCUUUCAGCAGCGACAAAAGUCCUACCACUCAUGGCACACAGCUGAGCAGGAGCUGCAGAAGCGCAGAACGAACCAAGACAAGCUCUUACGACAAGGUCGCUCGCAGCAAGACCGCCUCAAUCAGCUCAGUGCUGAUGUCGCUGACGCUGAGCGCAGAGUACAUCAGGCUAGGCUCCUGUUCGACGACAUGGGUAGGCUGAUGCGCAGCGAACUGGAGCGCUUUGAACGAGAGAAGGUCGAAGACUUCAAGUCUGGCAUUGAGACUUACCUCGAGAGCGCUGUUGAGGCGCAGAAAGAGCUGAUUGAGAUCUGGGAAACAUUUCUCAUGCAGCUCGAUACCGAGGAAGGCGAGUCCUUCGUACCUCCAGCUGGCGUCGUCGCGUCGCCUACAACAGAACAGCACGAGUCAUCGAACGGCCGCUCCAAUGCGCAGGAAGAGGAAGAGGGGCCGCGCAACGACGUUGAGCAGGAUGUAGCAGCAUAG
Messenger RNA from Didymella exigua CBS 183.55, 1755 nucleotides. RefSeq names its product Vps5-domain-containing protein. Gene Ontology annotation, molecular function: phosphatidylinositol binding. Gene Ontology annotation, biological process: retrograde transport, endosome to Golgi; protein retention in Golgi apparatus. The transcript is spliced from 4 exons. Lineage: Eukaryota; Fungi; Ascomycota; Dothideomycetes; Pleosporales; Didymellaceae. The record is from RefSeq and is a predicted model, not a curated record. The coding region runs from base 1 to 1755 and encodes 584 amino acids. Gene Ontology annotation, cellular component: endosome.